CGCCUCCUUGCCGUUAGACAGACGCACACGGGCGCACUUCCUGUUUGCAGAGUUGGGCUUCUUGGGUUUCCUGAUCAUAGUCUUCAGGAUGACCGCCUUCAGCUGGGGCCGCCCAAAGGUGGCACCCACUGGCUUGGGAGGAGCUUUGGGUUUGCCCUUACGGUGCAUCUGGUUGAGAGUCGCCAUGGUGCUGGAUAGCAGGGGGCGGGUCCAUGCGUAGGUCUGCUGGGACGCUACAUGCACACACACACACGGAAAUCGCAUUAAUAUAUUGACUUGUCUUUUGGCUGGUCUUCUUUUGACGUGCCAUGUUUUUAACUUGAUGGAUUAUUUUCAGUCUUAUCCUUCAUUUCUAUUCAGAAAGUCCACUGGCAACUGUCCUUCCGGGACAUCCCAUGAAGAACGUCAAAAAGACCACUGGUAGUUUCUUUAAAGCAGAAUAUGACAAUGAGGAGUCUCAUAAUGAAACAGUCAUGAACAUGGUGCAGAUGUGUGUGGGAAAAAAAUCAUCCGCACUAUAAGAUUCAAUAUUAUUAAAUGGAAUAUUUUCGUACUUAAAGCAUAAGAAACCCGUUUAUGCCUUUCUAAAUGCAUUUUUUAACAUUAUUAGAACCCUGUAGACAUGAAAUAACACGGAUAUAGUCACCUUUACACUCCUAUUAUUCAUUCUUUAUAUCACAUUGCGCAACUCAUGCUGCAGGGACUCGAGACGGCCGCUAGUGAGAAAACCAGUUAGCCUCCAAUUUAUUUCUUCUAAACUUAAGAAGCCAAAAACUUACCACUACUACCUUUGGACCAAUGAGGAUCCAGGUUUUAGAAGCUGAGCCCACAAAGUGGGGGGGGGGUCAUUACACCGGCAUGACUUGGUGGUGUAAAGGUGGAACUUGCCAAGUCAUGCCAAAAGAAAUGGAGUGUUUCUGGAGUGUCAUACAGCGUUACCACCUAUGGAAAGGCUUCAUGUAUAUGACGAGGAGGACUUUGCUCCAAGAGAUUGCAUCACAACAAACAAAGGAUUUUUAGCUAACAAACCCCGCAGGGAUAGACACUUUUUUUCCACCUAACCAAAAUAAGACAACUGUCCAUCGAGUAAGUCACCAUGCUAUUGAUUGUGAUACAUGGAGCACAUAGCAUAUGAUCACAACACAGUCCAUCUAGCCGUGUAUAAACAAAACAUGGAUUGUGGGCCAAUACUUUACAGAUAAUUUGGUUGUCAAUUCGUAGUUGUUCAUAUGCUUGUUUCCCAGUCAGUACAGAUUGGUGUUCAAUCACAUUGUUUUGGAGUGGGCUCGCUAUAUUCAAAAUAUGUGUGUCCUGUUAUGUGCCUUGUUAGCUCUCACAUGCUUGCUGUUUUUUCUCUGUUUAGAACCCGCAGAAAAAAAGACGUGUGCCCAUGUUUCACAUAAGGAUUGUGGAUGAUGUACAAAAUCGAAAAAAGUUUUCCUUUAAACGAUUUCAUAAAGGCUUUGACAUCAAAUCUAACGAGUUUGGGGGUUCCACUGUACUGUACACUGUACUCCACCUUUACUGGUGCCAACUUGCCUUGGAAGAGCGACGUGAGUGCAGGUCUUAAACUUUGUAACAGUGACAUCACUGGAACACACAAAUGAGACAAAAAGACACCAAAUCAAGUUAUGAAUGAAUUAUCUACGUCUCUGUACACGUUGUUGAGUCGAGAUAUGCUAGUGUCUUGUAUGUGCGCAUGCAGCAGGAAGAAUGCUAACAAUAAGAAGCUUUAAAUCGGCAUCUUGUGGACAUUUAAUGUGGAAAUAAACAACCCCAUCAUUAACUGUCAAAUUUGUCCUUUAUCUCGCCCUGCAUGUCAUACCUUGUCCUUGUGCUAACACGCUAAUAGCCAACUAACAGCAAAACAAGUUUAUCGUACCUGAUGACGGGACUCAAACGACCACACUGUCACACUUAUCCGCAGUGACAACCGGCCCAAGUCCUGUAGUCAAACGGAAGCAUUUAAUGAUAUUUUGUGAGCACAGAGUAGAUUUUUAGCCGGAGGAACUAGCAACAACGGCACCGGAAAUCAACAAAAGUACUUCCGGGGCAAAUGCCAGCCUGUCAGUGAUGGCUGCUGCGUGCUGUUGGAGGUGUGGUUAAAGAUGGAUGCCAAGCAAGGUGCGGUCCAAGGUCUACUCCUUCCGGUGAACAUCAGCAGAUCUCUAUCAAAGCGGCGUCACUCAUUAACAUGCAGCUCGGCCGACAGAUACUCAGUCGCCACACUCGCUCUCAGAGGACAAUGAAGCUCCAGGUGGGCCUGCUCAUUGCUUCUGUGACCUGGGCUGCCGCCAGCCCCUUCAGAGAGACUAGGAACAAGCUGCUGCUGGUCUCUUUUGAUGGCUUCAGGUGGGACUACGACCAGGAUGUGGACACACCACACAUGGACCGGCUGGUGAAGGACGGCGUCAAGGCCAAAUACAUCACGCCGCCCAUGCUGACAAUGACCUCGCCGUCCCACUUCACCACCAUCACAGGCAGGUGGGUGGAGGACCACGAAGUCGUCCACAACAUGAUGUUCAACACGCAAACCAACGAGAAGGUUCCUCACAAAAAGACACUGACCCGAUCUGAGUGGUGGGACAACGGACCGCUGCCAUUGUGGAUCACCGCUCAGAACCAGGGCUUGAAAACCGCCUCUUUCUUCUAUCCGGGGGGCGGGGCCAACUACAGCGGGCAGGCCGUCAACCGAGUGUUGGUGGAGAAGGCAGGACAUCCUGACGACAACGAGACAGAGUGGCGGCAAAAGAUCGAUACAGUGAUGAGCUGGUUCUCCCAAGAGGACUUUGACCUGGUGACCUUAUACUAUGGCGAGCCGGACAACGUGGGCCACACCAGGGGGCCAGACCACCCCGACAGGAAGAAGAUCGUCCGCCAGAUCGACCGCACCAUCGGCUACCUAACCGAGGCCAUCAGUCGCCACGGCAUGAAUGACAGCCUGAACGUCAUCAUCACGUCUGACCACGGCAUGACCACUGUCAAGAAGCGCCCCCUUGUGGACGAGAUUAUCCUCAACAAGUACGUGAACUUGCUGAAAGUGGCCAGCUUCGAGAUCCUGGACUAUGGUGGAUUUGGCAUCCUGACACCGAGGCCGGGCAAAGAGCAGGAAGUUUUUGAGGCUUUGUCCAAGGCACCCAACUUGACAGUGUACAGGAAAGACGACAUGCCGGAAAGCUUCCAUCUAGCCAGGAGCCGCCGCUUGCCUCCUAUCGUCAUUGUGGCCGAUCUGGGAUUCAACCUGAAUUCUAGAUUCAUCGUCUAUGUCAACAAAGGCGACCACGGCUACCAUAAUGGCGAGAUGGACAUGAAGAUGAUCUUCAGGGCUUUUGGACCUGACUUCAAGAAGAACUUCCUGUCUGAGCCCUUUGACAGCAUCCACAUCUAUCCGCUCAUGUGCCGGCUGCUCAACAUCCAACCAGCACCACACAACGGAUCACUGAAGGUCACCCAGGAUAUGUUGCUGCACAGCGGAGGACCUCAAAGUGUGACCGUGUCACUGGUGACUGCCAUCUUCAUCUUCAUGCUCCUCUUAACACCUUGAUCCAAAAUCAUACCUGCAGGGUCAAGAUCACACACACAAGAUCUAUCAAGGGUGACUCCUUGAUUCAUGUUCAACCUACAAAUCUCUGCUAACACCUGCACCAAGUCCAGGUUGCCAAGUAGAGAUACCAAAAUCAUUAUUUAUACGGUGAACUAAAAAGCUUUUGUUAUCUUAAUAGUGAAAUCUGAUUGGUUGCCGAUUAUGGUAAAUGGUAUUUCACUUGUAUAGCGCUUUUCCACCUCCAAGGCACUCCAAGUGCUUUGACACCGUUAGCAGAUUUACCUACUGAUGAUGCAGCAUCAGGAGCAACUGGGGGUUCAGUAUGUUGCCCAAGGAUACUUCGACAUCCUUGGGAGGACGGAAGAUGGAACCCGCAAUCUUCAGGUUGGGAGACGACCACUCUACUACCUGAGCCAUGCCGUUGUUUGACACCUUUGUAUACCACAUAAAAAGAUAGAGUAGCUAUCCACCAGAUUAUCCAAAUGAUUUUAUUAAAUUUACAAAUUAAACUACAAAGACAGCAAGCCUAUCCACAUGCACAUACACAUACACACACACACACACGUAUGCAUACACACUUUGUGAUGAAAGAAUUGGUCAAUUUGUGAAAAUAAAACUUGUGUAUUUUCACCAUAAAACGGUGAGAAAAAAAGAACACUUUAAUCCUCAAGUUGAGGAGGAACCAGACUGGUUCUCUUGAAGUUUGACCUCCUUUGUGGCUCAUAAUGAC
Molecule: messenger RNA, 4274 nt
Organism: Dunckerocampus dactyliophorus (ringed pipefish)
Lineage: Eukaryota; Metazoa; Chordata; Actinopteri; Syngnathiformes; Syngnathidae
Exons: 6
Coding region: 2195-3544 (449 amino acids)
Source: RefSeq, a predicted model, not a curated record